Molecule: messenger RNA, 1392 nt
Organism: Colius striatus (speckled mousebird)
Lineage: Eukaryota; Metazoa; Chordata; Aves; Coliiformes; Coliidae
Gene: GABRA5
Product: gamma-aminobutyric acid type A receptor subunit alpha5
Exons: 9
Coding region: 1-1392 (463 amino acids)
Biological process (GO): nervous system process; regulation of postsynaptic membrane potential; monoatomic ion transmembrane transport
Cellular component (GO): postsynapse; neuron projection; synapse
Molecular function (GO): GABA-A receptor activity; benzodiazepine receptor activity; GABA-gated chloride ion channel activity
Source: RefSeq, a predicted model, not a curated record
AUGGACAAUGGGAUGGUCUCUGACUUUAUCAUGAUCAAAAACUUCUUCCUCUUCUGCGUUUCCAUGAGUUUAGCCAGCCACUUCGGCUUCUCACAAACGCCAACAGCACCGGGAAAAGAGGACGCCAAUGAUAACAUCACUAUAUUCACCAGGAUCUUGGAUGGUCUGCUGGACGGCUACGACAACCGCCUGCGCCCGGGACUGGGAGAGAGAAUAACUCAGGUGAAAACAGACAUCUAUGUUACGAGUUUUGGUCCUGUGUCAGACACAGAAAUGGAAUACACCAUUGACGUUUUCUUCCGACAAAGCUGGAAAGACGAAAGGCUGCGAUUCAAAGGGCCCAUGCAACGCCUCCCUCUUAACAACCUGCUCGCCAGCAAGAUCUGGACCCCGGACACUUUUUUCCACAAUGGCAAGAAGUCUAUCGCUCACAACAUGACAACCCCAAACAAACUUCUGCGCCUGGAGGAUGAUGGCACUCUGCUGUAUACCAUGAGACUGACCAUCUCUGCUGAAUGUCCCAUGCAGCUUGAAGAUUUCCCCAUGGAUGCACAUGCUUGCCCAUUAAAAUUUGGAAGCUACGCUUACCCCAAUUCUGAAGUAAUCUAUGUGUGGACUAAUAGCACCACAACGUCUGUGGUGGUGGCCGAAGAUGGCUCACGACUUAACCAGUACCACCUGAUGGGACAAACUGUAGGAACGGAAAACAUCAGCACCAGUACAGGUGAAUAUACUAUUAUGACAGCCCAUUUUCAUCUGAAAAGAAAAAUUGGUUAUUUUGUCAUCCAGACGUACCUUCCUUGCAUUAUGACUGUGAUCUUGUCACAAGUGUCAUUUUGGCUAAACAGAGAAUCUGUCCCUGCUAGGACUGUCUUUGGAGUAACAACAGUCCUCACCAUGACCACCUUAAGUAUCAGUGCCCGUAACUCUUUGCCGAAAGUGGCCUAUGCUACUGCAAUGGACUGGUUUAUAGCUGUCUGCUAUGCCUUUGUAUUUUCUGCAUUGAUUGAAUUUGCAACAGUCAACUAUUUCACCAAGAGGAGUUGGGCAUGGGAUGGCAAAAAAGCCCUGGAAGCUGCUAAAAUCAAGAAAAAAGAGCGUCAAUUGUUAGGAAAUAAAUCAACUAAUACUUACAGCACUGGGAAGAUGACCCCUGCACCAAACAUGCCAAAGGACUCAGCCCCAUCUGUCAUCUCAAACGCUGCAUCUGCUCCAGUGAAGUCUGCAGAAGAAAAGCCUGCUGAAAGCAAAAAGACUUACAACAGCAUCAGUAAGAUUGACAAAAUGUCCCGGAUAAUUUUUCCAGUGCUGUUUGGGACAUUUAACUUAGUUUACUGGGCCACAUAUUUGAAUAGGGAGCCUGUUAUUAAAGGUGCCAAAUCUGCAAAAUAA